AGAGCAGUGUUGUGGGAAUUGAAACAUGGAGCAUCGCUUUGACAGGGCGGCGGCGGUGCUUUCACCGCUCGAAGAGUCCAGCGCAGAGGUCAGCAGAGACAGCGGCAUCGUGUCCCAGAGCGCCAGCAGCCUGUCUAUGGUGAGCGAAGCCCUGAGCAGCGGCACCGUGUCCCAGAGCCCGAGCUUUGGCGCUGCGGUGGCCCAGAGUCCGAGCUCCGCAGCCGGAGAAAGCCAGGAGCAGAGCGAGCCCGAGCAGACACAAGACGACGAGCUGCUCAGACACACGGCACUCACAUACUCCUCUUACAUCAGAGCCAAUGCUGAAGAAGAGGUCCUGUGCUUAGAGAAAAGCCUAGAGGAAAUGCUAACAAGAGUUGACGAGUUUGUUGGUAUGCUUGAUAUGAUUCGAAAUGACACCUCACAAGUGGUGAAUGAAAACCUACCACAGAUACAAAGAAAAUCUGAAGAGAUGAGGGAGAUUUACCGAAAAAUUGACAAAUUGGAGGCCUUCGUCAAAAUGGUUGGAGCCAAUGUCAGCGCAAUGGAGGAACAAGUAACUCAAGUUGAAGGUGAAGUUGGAACAAUACCAGGAGCCUUCAAAAAGAUCUUCCGCACAAUGAACGUACCAGGUUUUUUAAAUAAACCUGCAAGCCCAAGAAGGCAGUCACAAAGACAUCCGGAGCUUCCCAGUGUAUUUCGGACAGAUGACUACUUUAAACCUCAGUCAGAGCAGUAAAGCAGAGACUUGAUGAAGAGCGAGUCCGGGGUUCUCCAACAUCAGCAGUGCUGCCUGCUUUCAGAUGCAAACAUUUCAGUCACUUUAUCUGCUAAUUAUUCAAACGAAUCCUGAUCAACGACAAGUGUUAUUUUAGUAGGCAGUCUAAUGGCAGCUAGUUUUAUAACCAACAAAAGCUUUGGUUUUUGAUUUUAUUUUGUUUUCCUGAAGUGCCUCUCCAGGAAGUCUGACACUGUUUCUUAUAAAUAGGAAAGCAUGCUGAAAGAAAAACAAGUCAGAACAUUAGUUAAAACGUUUAUAUGAUUUUUAUUCAAACUUGUACAUAGUUUUACAGCUUUAUAAUUUUGUUGUCCUUUCUUCCAGUGCUUGAGAUCUUUUUGCACUAUUUUCACAGUUGCUAUUUAUCACUGAUCGAUCUUAUUAAGGACUACAAUUCAGUGUCCGGCACGUGUUGACAAUUGAUAUUUCAUGAACACACAUGACCAGUGUAAAUGACACUGGGUUAUUAUGUAGCAUAAAGUGCCGCACUCUUCAGCCAAACAAACACCACAACAAAUAUUGUUUGUCAUGGACCAUUUACUUUUAUACUUAAAUGUCCAUGGACGGUUGUGUUCUGCUAAUUGUUAAUGAUGAGAAUUGUGACUAAUGAUUGUCUAUUUGUAAUAAAUUUACAGAUGUAGCCUAGAGCA
Messenger RNA from Danio rerio (zebrafish), 1425 nucleotides. RefSeq names its product biogenesis of lysosomal organelles complex 1 subunit 4 (gene bloc1s4). NCBI's taxonomy places the organism in Eukaryota, Metazoa, Chordata, Actinopteri, Cypriniformes, Danionidae. The record is from RefSeq and is marked provisional.